AUGGUCAAAAACACUUAUGAAACCCUUGGCGAUAGAGCUCCUAAACCUUGCGCCAUAGGAGAUGCUCAUGGUGUUGCUAUGGCCUUCACAGAACCAGGCACAACAGUCACCCCAUUCCCAUUCCAACACCCAGAGCUCCUUGAUAAUGAAAUUAGAAUCCACGUCACUCAUGCAGGGCUUUGCCAUAGUGAUAUCUUUGUUUCAACUCUUGGUUGGGGAGAGAAUGUAAACUUCCCUCUGGUUCCUGGACAUGAAAUCGUUGGAGUGGUUGAGAAAGUCGGUGAAAGAGUUUCUAGGUUCCAUGUCGGCGACAGAGUUGGUUUUGGUGUUUGGAGAGAGUGCUGUGAGCAAUAUGAAAGCUGCAGAGAGUGCAGAAAUGGCUUUGAUAAUCUAUGCCCUAGCUCCCCCCAUCCCCACUUGAGCGAACAAAAAAUUUUGUUCGUUAAUUUUUUUUAACAAUUUAUGUAUAAAUUUUAAAGUAUUUUAUUCUUAAAAAAUUCCAAUUCACAAAUUGAAAGCAAAAAUUAAUAUUUGCUAGUAAAAUUUAUGCUUUAAGCGCAAGCUUUUAAAAAUUCAAAAAAAUAAGCUAGAAAUUUCAUUAUAAUAAUUCUAUUCUUACAUAUAAAAUUAUCUUAAAAAAACUUUUGCUGCACAUGGAGAGUGGGCUUUACCAAAAAAAUAGGGGCUUUUCUAAUGAUUUUUUCGAUCACAGAUAGGAGAGUAAGGCAAAGCUUACCUAUGAUCCAUACUUUGGAGGAUAUGCCACCUCAUUCCAAGCUCACGCCAGCCACUUUUAUAAAAUCUCAGACGAUUUCCCAGGACAAGCAGCCCCACUUUUCUGUGCAGGAUUGACCGUCUUCUCUCCGAUAAUUUAAAUAUGGCAUCUCAACUUAGGCUUGGCCUCUCAGCUAAGCAGUCUCGAGCCCUAUUUAAAUUAUAUCCGGCAAGGUUUUGCCAACGAAUGGACAGCUAUGCUAGGUAAGCAAUUCCUGUAAGAGGCAGGAGCCUAGCCCUAGUCCGCUUUCGGAGUUGGUUUUUUUCCUCAAGGGUAAAGGAAGGUUGAAGUUGAAAGGAGGCGCCCAGCUAUGCCUGCAGGGAACAUCCAGGCCAUUGGGCAAUGCCGCUAGCGAGAAACCAGGAGUUUCGCCCUGGGCUUCAACUUUUCCUUUUUGCCAUUUUUUGGGUUUUCUGCAUGGACAACCUUGUAUCCCACAGCCUCAAGCAAGGCCGCAGAAUUCCUAAAUCUGCCCACUCAACACUGGAGCAAGGUUGUAGCUUGCAAGGAGGAGACGUUCAACAGAACAGGCUAGCCAUUAAGUUGGAGUCCUGUAGGCGGCGUCGCAAAGCGGAGGAACCUUCGGGGUCUGGUGACUGCGUCAAAACUAACAGCUUAGCAGCUGAUAAUCUCGUAAUUAAGAUUAAGAUUAAGACCGUCUUUUCUCCUCUUAACACUCACAUGAGAGCAGGCAUGAAGGUCGGAGUUGUAGGAGUCGGAGGAUUAGGACAUCUUGGCCUCAAAUUUGCGAGAGCUAUGGGUGCUGAAGUCACUGCUAUUUCCACAAAUCCCCACAAAAUAGAGGAAGCAAAAUCAUUCGGAGCUCACCACUUCUUGAACUCAAGAGACGAGCAACAAAUGAAGGAAGCCGCCAACUCUUUUGACUUUAUCCUAGAUACUGCAAUCCAAAUCAAUAUUGAUCAAGACUGUAAGUUGAUAAAACCAAGAGGGAUAUACCGUGAGCACAGUUUUAGAUCGACCUGAGAACCCCCUCCCCACUAACCUUGAUGGUUUCAGCUUUAUUGAAAUCUACAAAUUGAAUUUGACUAGUCAAAUCCUUAGUGAGGGACUUGCCAUUUUGAAUCAACUAUUCGUUCAAACUGAAACCGUCAGGUGGUGGGGGAAGAGGAGUUUCAGGUCGAGCCAUACCUGUUCUGAAGGUAUAUUAAAUAUCGUGGGUUUACCUGAUGCUAGAGAGAAUUUAAACUUCAACUUAUUUACGAUUUUAGGCAAAAACAUUAAUUUGACUGCAAAUCCUGUUGGCUCGAGAUGGGAAGGAGACCAAAUGCUUGAAUUUUGUAGGGUGCAUGAUGUUUAUCCUUUGGUUGAGGAGUAUAAGUUUGCGGAUUGUCAAGCUGCUGUUAAUUCUUUGGCUCAUGGAGUUCCUCAUUAUCCUAAGUUCAGAAAUGUAAUGGAAACUGCAAGCUUUAUGGAAACUUUCACACCUAGCAAAUAA
Molecule: messenger RNA, 2231 nt
Organism: Blepharisma stoltei
Lineage: Eukaryota; Ciliophora; Heterotrichea; Heterotrichida; Blepharismidae
Source: the annotation of a GenBank genome assembly